Molecule: messenger RNA, 5160 nt
Organism: Guillardia theta CCMP2712
Lineage: Eukaryota; Cryptophyceae; Pyrenomonadales; Geminigeraceae
Exons: 7
Coding region: 1-5160 (1719 amino acids)
Molecular function (GO): ATP hydrolysis activity; ATP binding; nucleic acid binding
Source: RefSeq, a predicted model, not a curated record
AUGCGAACUGAAUCGCUUCCUUCUGCUCGCUCCUCAAGGCAGGCCUUCAGCGCGGGGUUCAACAUCACGUCUAGCUCCGAGCAGCAGCAGCUGAAGCUGCAGCGGAGAGAAGACAAGAAGAGGCGGAAAGAGGAGAUAGAUCAGGCAGGUUGGCUCAUCAGCCAGGGCGUGGAUCCUCUGUCAGUGCGGACGAGGAGGGACGAGGACUCGGAGCGAGCAUCAGGAGACAGGAAGACAACCUUCGAUGGCUCUGUGGCUGGCUUCGCGGGGAUCUCUAAAGUUCAGCUGCCUGCUGGCACGAAGCGCGUUAUGUACAAGAAGGACAAUUAUGAGGAGAUCACGGUACCGGCUGUUACCCCCGCGAAGCCCAGGACGAGCGAGAGGCUCAUUCCUGUUACAGAGUUCUCUGCCUUCUGCCAGCCAGCGUUCGAGGGGAUGAAGAGUUUGAACAGGGUGCAGUCCAUCGUCUUCCCAGUCGCGUACCAGACAGGCAACAACAUGCUGGUCUGUGCGCCGACGGGAGCGGGCAAGACGGAGUGUGCGAUGAUGACGGUGCUCCAGUGUAUCGAGCGGCACAUAGAGCGAGGGGUGCUGAAGAGCGAGGAGUUCAAGAUCGUCUACGUGGCUCCCAUGAAGGCCCUUGCGGCCGAGGUUACGGAGAAGUUCUCUAAGAGGCUGGGCAAGCUCGGGCUGGUGGUGAAGGAGCUGACUGGCGACAUGCAGCUCUCCCGCAGGGAGAUCACCGACACGCACAUGCUGGUGGUGACGCCUGAGAAAUGGGACGUGAUCACGAGGAAGAGCUCCGACGCCGCUCUCACGGACCUGGUGAAGCUGCUCAUCAUCGACGAGAUCCACUUGCUCAACGAGGACCGCGGCGCCGUGCUCGAGGCCAUCGUUGCGAGGACGCUCCGUCAGGUCGAGAGGUCGCAGACGAUGAUCAGGAUCGUUGGGCUGUCUGCCACCCUCCCGACUUACAAGGACGUGGCGGUCUUCCUCCGCGUCAACAUCGAUAGGGACCUGUUCUACUUUGACAACUCUUUCCGCCCCGUUCCUCUCGAGACGGCCUUCAUCGGCGUGCUAGGGAAUAACCCGAACAAGCAGAAGUACACGAUGCUGGAGGUGACUUACAAGAAGGCGCUCGAGCGGAUCAAGGCUGGGUACCAGGUCAUGGUCUUCGUCCACUCUCGCAAGGAUACGCUGAAGACAGCUCGGACUCUGGUGGAGAUGGCGCAGCAGGAAGGAACUCUCGGGGUCUUUGACAUGCGGGAGCAUCCGAGGUAUGAGUUCUGGAACAAGACGGUGAUGAAGUCGAGGAACAAGGAAAUCCGCGAGCUGUUUGCCAACGGCUUCUCCGUCCACCACGCGGGGAUCCUAAGGUCGGACCGCAACAUCGUCGAGAAGAUGUUCUCCGAAGGCGUCGUCAAGGUCCUUUGCUGCACGGCGACCCUUGCCUGGGGGGUCAACCUGCCUGCCCACACCGUCAUUAUCAAGGGGACGCAGCUCUACGACGCGAAGAAGGGAAAGUUCGUCGAGCUCGGGAUCCUGGACGUGAUGCAGAUCUUCGGUAGGGCAGGGAGGCCGCAGUUUGACACGAGCGGCGAGGGGAUCAUCGUUACCACCCACGACCAGGUCAACCACUACCUCCAGCUGAUGCACAACGCGCUCCCGAUCGAGUCGCAGUUCCUGAGCUCCCUUACCGAUCACCUCAACGCUGAGAUCGUGCUGGGCACGGUCAGGAACAUCCGAGAGGCGGUCGCCUGGCUGUCCUACACCUACUGCUACGUCCGCAUGCUAAGGAACCCGACCAACUACGGCAUCCAAUUCUCGGAGAUCCAGCAGGACCCCCAGCUGUACCGGCGCUGCAGGGAGCUCAUUAUGAUGAGCAUCAAGGAGCUCUGUCAGGCCAAGAUGUCAAGGUUCAACUUUGACACGGAGAACAUCAACACGACAGACGUCGGCAUCGUCGCCUCUCACUUCUACGUCAAGUUCGCGUCGCUCGAGCUCUACAACGAGCUGGUCUCCCCGUCCAUGACGGAGGCCGACUGCUUCGACGUCCUCUCCCGCUCCUCCGAGUUCGAGAACGUCCAGGCGCGCGACGAGGAGAACCAGGAGCUUGUCCAGCUCCUCGUUGACUGUCCCAUCAAGGUCAACACGCAGUUCGUGGAAGGGGAGGGCAUCCUCAUCGACCCUCCAGCCAAGGUCAACAUCCUCCUCCAGUCCUACAUCUCCAAGGCCGAGAUCGACGGGUUUGCCCUCGUUGCCGACCAGAACCACGUGGUGCAGAGCGCCGGGAGGAUUUUCCGCGCGCUGUUUGAGCUCUCGCUCAAGAAGGGGUGGGUGACCCUUGCUGGGCGCCUGCUGACCCUCUGCAAGGUGGUGGAGAGGAGGAUCUGGGAUUUCCAGCAUCCCCUAAGGCAGUUCGGCCACGUCAUCCCCGCCGAGUGGCUGUACAGGCUGGAAGAGAAGAAGCUGACACUCGAGAGGCUGGUGGACAUGAGCCCGACUGAGAUCAGCAACAUCAUCAGGCAGAACGGGUCGGGAAAGAUCAUCAUGAAGUUCGUGCAGCAGUUCCCCUACCUCGACCUGUCCGUCUCCGUCCAGCCCAUCACGCGGACGAUCCUGCGAGUGAUGAUGAAGAUCAGGGCAGAGUUCGAGUGGAGCGACAGGGUGCACGGGACGGUGGAGCCCUGGUGGAUCAUAGUGGAGGACAAUGAGAACGAGAAGAUCUAUCACUCCGAGUACUUCCUGCUCCACAAGAAGCAGAAGGACGAGACCCACACGCUUGCCUUCACCGUCCCCAUCUUCGAGCCUGUCCAGCCCCAGUACGUGAUCCGCGUCAUCUCCGACCGCUGGCUGGGAGCGGAGUACGUCGAGGUGGUAGCGCUCAAGGAUCUGACCCUCCCCGACAAGUACCCAGCUCACACUUCCCUCCUCAAGCUCUGCCCGCUCCCCAAGGAAGUGCUGCAGAACGAGCAGUUCGAGUCGCUGUACAAGUUCACGCACUUCAACGCCAUCCAGACGCAAGUCUUCCACUCCUUCUAUCAUACCGACGUGAACAUCCUUCUCGGAGCCCCGACCGGGAGCGGCAAGACCAACUGCGCCGAGCUCUGCAUGCUCCGCCUGUUCCGCACGCGGCCCAAGGCGAAGAUGGUGUACGUGGCUCCUCUCAAGGCGCUGGUGCGAGAGAGGAUGAAGGACUGGGGCGUCAGGCUGGUCAAGCAGCUGGGCAAGCAGGUGGUGGAGCUGACGGGAGACUCAGCGGCGGACCUGGGGGCGGUGGAGCAUGCCGACGUCAUCGUGACGACGCCGGAGAAGUGGGACGGGGUGACGCGCGGGUGGCAGACGAGAAAGUACGUGCAGAGUGUGGGGCUGGUGGUGAUCGACGAGAUCCACCUGCUGGGGGAGGACCGCGGGCCCGUGCUGGAGGUGAUAGUCUCCCGCAUGCGGUAUAUCUCCGCUCAGACCUCCUCCCCCAUCCGCUUCGUCGGCAUGUCCACGGCCAUCGCCAACGCGCAGGACGUGGCGGACUGGCUGGGGGCCAAGGAGGACGGCAUCUUCAACUUCCAUCCCUCCGUCCGCCCUGUGCCGAUGCAGGUUCACAUCCAGGGCUACGAGGGAAAGCACUACUGCCCGCGCAUGGCGACCAUGAACAAGCCGACGUUCGCUGCCAUCCAAGAUUACUCGCAGCACCAGCCCGUCAUUGUCUUCGUCUCCUCCCGCCGACAGACUCGCCUGACAGCUCUCGAUCUCAUUCAGCUCGCUGCUCAGACAGAAAACCCCCGGCAGUUCGUCCAUAUGGACGAGAUGGAGUUGGCGCAUGCUGUAAACCUUGUGAAGGAUCCCAACUUGAGGCACACCCUGUCCUUCGGCAUCGGGCUGCAUCAUGCCGGACUGUGCGAGUCUGACAGGUCGCUGGUGGAGAAUCUGUUUGAGCAGUCGAAGAUCCAGGUCCUCUGCUCCACCUCCACCCUAGCAUGGGGCGUCAACCUCCCUGCACAUCUGGUCGUCGUCAAGGGCACGGAGUUCUACGACGCUCCUUCCAAGCGCUACGUCGACUUUCCCAUCACCGACGUCCUUCAGAUGAUGGGGAGGGCAGGAAGGCCGCAGUUCGACACGGUGGGGAUAGCGGUGGUGAUGGUGCAUGCUCCGAAGAAGAGCUUCUGGAAGAGAUUUCUGUACGAGCCCUUUCCCGUCGAGUCCGCCCUCUCCGACGUCCUCCACAACCAUCUCAACGCCGAGAUCGUCAACGGAACUAUCAAGUGCAAGAUGCAUGCGAUUGACUACCUCACUUGGACCUAUUUCUUCCGAAGGCUCCUGUGCAACCCUUCCUACUACCACCUUGAAGAUACCUCCAAGGACGGAAUCUCUUCUUACCUCGCGUCCCUGGUCGAGAGAACCAUCGAGGACCUCGAGGACGCGGAGUGCCUGGAGGUGGACGGGGAUAAUUUCGCUCCUACCACCCUAGGGCGCAUCUCAGCCUUCUACUACCUCGACUACUCUACCGUUCACUUCUUCUCCUCCAAGGUGGAGGAUCUGACAAGCGAGGCCCAAGUCAUCAGCAUCCUCACCAAGGCAAAGGAGUUUGCAGAGCUUCCAGUUCGCCACAACGAGGACAAUCUCAACGACGAGUUCUCGAAGCAGGUGAAAUAUGGGGGAAUGGGCGGAUCAAUGGAAAGUCCGCACACCAAAGCAAACUUGCUGAUUCAGGCACACAUUGGGCGCGUUCCUCUCCCCAUCGCCGACUACAACACAGACCUUCGCUCGCUACUCGAUCAAGUUCCUCGCGUCCUUCAAUCUCUCGUUGACAUCGCUGCUGACAGCGGAUAUCUCUCUCAAGCUCUGCACGUCAUGCGGCUUUCUCAGAGCAUCACGCAGUGCAUGUGGGCCGAUGCUUCUCCCCUCCUCAUGCUGCCCCACGUCAACGAGAGAGUCGGCAGGCAACUCGAACAGGUCCAGCUCCAGCUCCAGCUCCUGCUCCUGCUCCUGCUCCUGCUCCUGCUUCUGCCCUUGCCCUUGCCCCUGCCCCUGCCCCUGCCCCUGCCCCUUCACCUGCUUCUGCACUUUCUCAGCCUCCUCCUCCUGAGCAACCUCGUUCCCUCCUCCUCCUGUCCUCUCGUCCUUGCGUCCUCACUUUCUCUGAGCUCUAUCCUUCAGUCCUAG